GGUCGCCACCGUGUCGCCACCACCACACUGGGGCCCCAACGCAACCGCCAGCACGACCACCGUGCCUAGCAGCCGUGGAGGCCCGGUGUCACCACGCCCGCCGGCAGCCACGCCCGUGUCUCGACCUGCCAGAUCCAGAUCCGAAGAAGGGGAUCGGGACGGAACGGAGACCUCCGGUCGCCGCAGCCGCAGACAACACCACGGGACGGAGCUCCAUCACCCCCGCAGCCACCGCGCCAUGCCGCCGUCGCGCCCUCGCAGCACCACGCCGCCAAGCGCCGCCGCCGACAGAGCACCGCGCCAUGGUCAGAGGGCGGGGAGCCACGCUGAGGAGAGACCCCGCCGCCGCCGGCCGUGCCCGGGCUUUGCCCAGCAGUAGCCCUUACCGGCGGCGAGGGGGAGGGGAGGAAAGGAGGUCGGCCGGUGGCUGGGAUCUGGAUUCCCCCCUCGCCUCGAGGAGGGACGCGGGGGUCGGGCUUCAAUUUGUUGUGUAGUUCCUCGACACGAGCUGGAUAGCUAGCUAGAUCCUACAUCCUAGAAGCCAUGGGCAAGCGGAAGUCGGCGAGGUCCAAGGCGGCGCCGAGGAAGAAGCUGGAGAAGCUGGAGACGGCCUUCUGCUGCCCCUUCUGCAGCCACGCCGCCGCCGUCGAGUGCACCAUCGAGCUCGACACCAAGAUCGCCACCGCGUCCUGCUACGUCUGCCUGGAGAGCUACUCCACCGUGCCGGACGCCCUCACUGAGCCCAUCGACAUCUACAGCGAGUGGAUCGACGAGUGCGAGCGCGUCAACGAGGGUGUGCGCCGUCGCGCCAGGAUGAUGCGUCACCGCCAUCCUGCGGUUUGUAAGCUUUUCGGCUGUACUUGCGCGGCCAAUGUGCGGCGGCGGCGGUUCAGAUAGCUGUAUGGCAAUCCGUGGGUGCAGCAGUUAAUGGUGAUCGAUCCAUGUCUUGGUUGCACAGUUGAAAUUUCGUGGCAAAUGUAUGGUUUGUAGUUUGUACGUACAGUAGGCAGCGCCCACCU
Triticum aestivum (bread wheat) is the source of this 1019-nucleotide messenger RNA. RefSeq names its product transcription elongation factor 1 homolog. The coding region runs from base 544 to 897 and encodes 117 amino acids. Gene Ontology annotation, molecular function: RNA polymerase II complex binding. The transcript has a single exon. Lineage: Eukaryota; Viridiplantae; Streptophyta; Magnoliopsida; Poales; Poaceae. Gene Ontology annotation, biological process: transcription elongation by RNA polymerase II. The record is from RefSeq and is a predicted model, not a curated record. Gene Ontology annotation, cellular component: transcription elongation factor complex.